AUGAAACGUCAAGGUUAUCCCACCAUCUCUGUCGUUGAGCUUCUUACCACUCUCAAUGACGCCGUUACUAACAGCGCAUCGCAAUGUCAGGCCGCAAUCGGCUCAGUCCCAAAGGCCGAUGCAAACAUCACUGACUGGUUGAGCAACGCCUUGUGGCACAUCAAGCCCAAGAAUCUUGGAAUUUUGGAGGUGCAGGACGAGCCGACAGCAGUGAGAAUAUUGCAGAGCACUUCGAUCAGAUCGGUUCUGCCAAGACUGCAAAACAGGCAGUCAACGCCAUCGGACGCGCAGUGCUCGGCGAAUCAAGCAAACUGA
Molecule: messenger RNA, 315 nt
Organism: Alternaria arborescens
Lineage: Eukaryota; Fungi; Ascomycota; Dothideomycetes; Pleosporales; Pleosporaceae
Exons: 1
Coding region: 1-315 (104 amino acids)
Source: RefSeq, a predicted model, not a curated record